CUCACUCAGUCCAGUCCAGUCCAGUCCAGUAGACAAAGUGAAGGACUGCACCUGCUCCAAGUCAGAGGACAACAUGCAGAACAUGAGCUCUCCAGGAGGGCGACUCCUCUCUGAGGAUCAGUUCAGCUGCUCCAUCUGUCUGGAGGUGUUUGUGGAGCCCGUCUCCACACCUUGCGGCCACAGCUUCUGUAAGGCCUGUCUGCAGGGCUACUGGAACCACAGCAAGAAAAUCACCUGCCCCAUGUGUAAGAAGAGCUACUCCAGGAAGCCUGAGAUGAGCGUCAACAGGGUGCUGGCAGAAAUCUCCUCCCAGUUCCAGGGGCUGAUGAUGUCAGGAGGUGCUUUUGGAGACGGAGGUGCCAUGGCCUCACCCACUGCCACCUCCUCACGAGGAUCCACUCUGAAUCUGAACUCAGAGCCCGGAUCUCCAGGGCCAGACACCGGGCAGUUUGCCCGUCCUGGAGAGGUUCCCUGUGACGCCUGCAUUGGGAGGAAGUUAAAGGCACACAAGUCCUGUGUGAACUGCCCUGGAUCAUUCUGUGAGACUCACCUACGCCACCAUAAAAAGGUAAAGUCCUUGACGUCUCAUCGUCUGAUUGAACCCACCUUCCACCUGGAGGAGAAGAUCUGUAAGAAACACGAGCGCCUCCUGGAGGUCUACUGCCGCAAUGACCACAUCUGCAUCUGCACGGCCUGCGCUGAAGCCACACAUAAGUCCCACGAAAUUGUCUCCACGGACCACGAGUGGAAGAAGAAAGUGAGUGCUUUGGGAAAGAGGCGAUCUGAGCUGAAGCAUUUGAUCAAGGAGCGGGCCAAGAAGCUGGACGAGAUCAAACAGUCCAUCAGAGUCAUCAAGGCCAGUGCUCAGAGGGAGCUGGAGGAGAGUUGGCAGGUGUACGCUGAGCUGCAGCGCCUGGUGGAGCAGAGUCAAGCAGAGCUGGUGGAGCUGAUUGCCACUAGGCAGCGGGAGGCCGAGCGGCACGCUCAGGAGAUGGCUCGGGGUCUGGAGAACGAACUGAGCCAGCUGAAGAGGAGGAGCAACGAGCUGGACGCCCACGCCCAAAACCAGGACAAGAUCAUCUUCCUGCAGAACAUUUGCACACUGUCACCGCCGCCUGAGAGUGCUGAUUGGUCGGCGGUCAGCAUCAACACUGACCUUUAUCUGGGGACCAUCCGCACGUCCGUCAGCAGCCUGAUCGAAAAGUUCCAGGAGGAGCUCAAAAGACUGUAUGGAAAAGAACUGCGUAAGGUCCAAAACUACUCCAGUGAGGUGAUUCUAGACUCUUCCACAGCUCAGAGACACCUGGUUGUGUCUGAAGAUGGUCGCCAGGUAAAAUAUGAAGAACGUAAGAUCCCCCACACCGAAGGACCAAAGCGAUUCAGUCCGGCCCUCUUUGUCCUGGGCCGAGAAGGACUCACCUCGGGACGCCACUAUUGGGAAGUUGACGUAGGACGUAAGACAGCCUGGACGCUGGGAGUGUGCCGUGCUUCGGUGCGCCGCAAGGGGGAGAUCAAGCUGAGUCCAGAGGGAGGAUUCUGGUGCCUGUGGCUGAAGAACGGGGAGGUGAAGGCUCUGGCGUCGCCACGCCUGCCGCUAAUGCUACCAUCUCCACCAACUAAAGUAGGAAUCUUCCUGGACUACGAGGGAGGCCAGAUUUCUUUCUACGACGCCAAGGCACGUCUGCAUCUGUAUUCAUUUACUGACAGCUUCAACGAGAGCUUAUACCCAAUCUUUAGCCCGUGUCUAAAUCAGGAGGGCAAGAACUCUUGUCCUCUUAUUAUCGCAACCGUAAAAAGCACCUAAAAUAUUAGGCCAUCUGGUUACUGCCUUUACCUUAAUACAAGAAGGUUCCAUAAAAAUACAUACAGGUACCUGACAGUUUAUAUUAAACUUGUUUAAAAUCCAGCGUGUAAAAUAAUUCAUACUGUAUUUUCAGGUCUAUACAUGAUACAACAGUGUAAGUUACAUGAAGUGGAAAAAACAUUCAACCAUCCAGGUCGAUAAGUCAUAUAUAUUUUUGAAAGUUUCAUCUAAUAAAAAUGCAAAAAUAAAUGUUUAAUCUUAAAAGAUUAUUUAUUUUAACAAUACCAUAUAGCAAGUGACCAUUACCAGACAGGGGAAUAAAACGUUUUAGUUUUUCCAGUAGCGUUAGUCUGCAUGUUAUUUUUAUUAUUAUUUUCAAAAGAAUUACUUCUGUCCGCCCUUCUAUAUAAAUCAAACUGUAAACAAUGAAAUGGAAGUGCAUAAUAAUAUACAUAUGAUAUGAUUGUUGUGAACAUAGGCCUAAUAUAUUAUAUGACAGGCUAGCAACUUAGCCUCACUGAAUCUGUUCAUUGUCACUCUGUGUCACUUCCAAAUCCCUAACAGCAUCAGCAGCACACUUUAUACUCUCUGCACUCUGCAAGCUAGUCUAUAUGGUCAUUUCAAUGCUGCAGUGGAAGGCUUCAGCUGUCAUGACUGUAGACUAUGCCCUCUUGUGGCCAUAUGGCAUGGUUUAUAUUUUUGAUUGAUAUACAAGUCACUUUGGAAAACAAGUAGCAGUAACAGCCAACUACAAAAAAUGUAUCUUAUAGUCCUGAAAAUACAGUAACAACAUGUACAUUAAUGGAAUCUUGAUGGAGACAAAGACUAAAAAUGAGUCCAGUGGUUAAGACUGGGGAAACACAGCAGAAUCUGCUCACUCAUCUAGUUUCUUUUUUGUUGUUUUUAUGCCAAGUUACUGUCAUAUUCUAGUAAACCUCAGGACUUGUGACCUAACAAGUGUGACAAUUCAACUUUACACAAACUUUACUCAUGUUGCUAGUCAAAUGCUCGUUCAGCAUCAGCAACAACAGACGUCACUGUAGCUCACUGUCACGACACAUUUGACUAGACAUUGGUGUUAACAGCAGGGCCACAACUGGUUUAUCUGGUUUAACUCUUCGGUGUGGGAAAGAAAAGCUGUUCUACAUGUACAUUAGCAUAAUGCUAAGGCUUUGACCAAUGACAACCAAGCCUGUGUUUACUUUAAAAAAACACACCGAGUAUUUGAUUACACCCCUGUUAUUUAAUCCACUGAGAUGUCUCAUACUGGCUCCAACAAGCAAGGAAUCUGUUCAAUCAAGUAAAAUGUUCUUCAAUGACUUUGUAUCGACUGACUUAAUACUUUGGAAAGUUGGUUAGUUACCAUUUUGGUUAGCCUAUACCAAUCCUAGGCAGUUUAAAAUUGUAAAUAAAAAGAAAUGAAGGAUAAUAUGGUAUGGAAAACCAUGAAGAAGUGGAAUAAACUACUGUAAAAGAAAGUAGUUCGUCCCACAAUAGGGAAAUUUACAAUUACUUUAAUUGAUGAUGAUUGUUUUAUGCAUCAGCGGUUUUGGUUGGACAUGUUUAUUUUUGGCACUUUCCUUUACAUGUGUUAGAUUUGUAGGACAUAUUGAACGCAAGUGAAUUGUUGAACCGGGAUAGCUUUAAGAAAUUUAACUCCAAAUGUAAUGUUUUUUAUUAUAUGUUUACUUUUGUACAUUCUUUUUGAAUUUGUUUCAAUAAAUAUGAUUGAUCCCAAUUAAUCUUUUAGUUGUUUUUUUACUGACUUUAUCAACAACACUGUGAUUAUACCAGACCUACCAUUUAGCAUAGAAAUGGCUUCAUAUUUAGGCUACUGUACAUAUAUCAAUUCAAUAAAUGUGCUUGCUAGCUGUCGCACUAUCAAACAUAAUAGAAACAGUCUUAAGCUAGCUUCUGUGAUUGCCAUUGGUGUCAAUCACAAAAAUGUCAGACCAUGGUUUUAACUGACUAGUCACUGAACAGAAAC
Molecule: messenger RNA, 3791 nt
Organism: Cynoglossus semilaevis (tongue sole)
Lineage: Eukaryota; Metazoa; Chordata; Actinopteri; Pleuronectiformes; Cynoglossidae
Gene: btr12
Product: bloodthirsty-related gene family, member 12
Exons: 8
Coding region: 74-1804 (576 amino acids)
Molecular function (GO): zinc ion binding; protein binding
Source: RefSeq, a predicted model, not a curated record